Molecule: messenger RNA, 2553 nt
Organism: Sphenostylis stenocarpa
Lineage: Eukaryota; Viridiplantae; Streptophyta; Magnoliopsida; Fabales; Fabaceae
Source: the annotation of a GenBank genome assembly
AUGUCUCUUGGGCCCCUCCAGUCCAAAAUCCACGAAGAGAAAAGAACGAAGCACAACGCAACAACAACGAUGAGAAUCACGUUGGAGCCGAGCUCGGAGCCAAGCCCAAGCCGCUCCCAAACUCCUAAAGACGAAGUCGAGUGGGUCCCACUUCCCAAGCACCCUCUCUUCACCGCACACGGCGGUGCCACCGCCGCCUCUGCUUCUCGGAACCUUCUUGCCUGGGACGGAGCCUCGCGCCUAUACUUCUGGGACACAAACAGCCGUUGCCUCCACCGCCUCUCUCUCCGACUUGGCGACCCCGAUCCCUCUUCCGUCCUUGCCUCCUCUCCCUCUAAGGUCUCUCUCUCUCUGCAUUUGGUUUUUCGGGCAAACAGAAUCCAAUGCUAUGCUAAUUCGUUUCCGAAUUUGAAACAGGUGUUGCAAGCGGACGCGGUGCUCGAUUUCGACGUCCACAAAAUCUCCAUCAACAGAAACGGAACAGCAAUUCUCCUUUUCGGUUCUGAAACGCUCUCUGUUAUGUACCUUUACGGACGCACCUCUAAGAAAGACGAGAACUUGAUUUGCAGGACUAUUACUGUUGGUUCUCAGACCUAUUCCACUGGUGGCAAUGAUAUUCGGGUUUUACAAGCAUUAUGGCACCCUUACAGCGAUACACAUUUGGGAAUUCUUUCGUCUGACUCAGUUUUCCGAAUUUUCAACCUGUCCAUGGAUCCUUUGCAACCAGAGCAAGAAUAUUAUUUACAGCCUGUUGAGCCUGGUAGAUCUAGAAAUGCCUCAUCAGUGUGCCCAGUUGAUUUUUCUUUUGGGGGAGACCACUUAUGGGACAGGUUUAGUGUUUUUAUUUUGUUCAGUAAUGGGGCUAUUUAUGUACUUUGCCCUGUUGUUCCAUUUGGCAGUCUCUUCAAAUGUGAGUCUUUGGUAGAAAUAUACAAUGAUGCUCACACAUUUGGAAUAAUGUCAGCCAACUCUGUUGCUGCGAGUAAUUCAAAGUUGGCAAUCUCCUGGUUAGAAGCAGCAUUUCCUGAGUUACAAAAUCAAGAAACUGAAGGAGACAGCCUGUCUUUGCUAAGAGCUCAUGCUUAUGCUUUAUUUGACGCAUCUCUUGUCUUGCAGGGACCUCUGCGAAGAGUAGGUCAGGAUGGAAAUGAAGAUUCAGUUGGUUGUAGUGCAGAAUGUGAAGGUCGUGCAGUUAGUUUUCUCUACAAUUUAGUCAGCAAAGACUCUAUUUUGGUGACUGCCUGGAGUGGUGGGCAAUUGCAGAUAGAUGCACUAGCAGAUGAGAUCCAACCUGUCUGGUGUGUUGGCAGUCCACCUCGUCUUCGUGUUGAUUCCCAUGACCAUAUUCUUGGCCUUGCUAUGAUUUGUGAGUCAAUUAACAGCAGCAGUCUGUGGAAGCCUGAUCGCAAUGCCUGGUUGGGUAACCCACCUCCUUUGCUGAGACUGGCUAUUGUUGAUCUGGCUCUGCCGCAAAGAGCAGAAAGUGGUUAUAAUAUUUCAUUGUUCAUUGAUAUGCUUAUGCCAGAAAGGAUAUAUUCCCUUCAUGAUGGAGGGGUUGACUCAAUAGUUUUACAUUUUCUUCCAUUUACAAGUCAGUCAAAUGGCAAGGAUGAUACAACGAAAACACCGUCUGUACACUCUGUAGUAAAUACUUGCCAGAGUGGAAACACCUCAGAACCCUCACUUUGUGGCUUUGUGUCAUUAUCAGAUUCAUUUGGAUAUUCAUGGAUUGUAGCUAUUACACUUUCUCUCGAGUGUGUUGUGCUUGAAAUGAAAAGUUGGAAUCUCUUGCUUCCAGUAAGCAUUGAUAUGGAGAAACCCAUUUCAUCAGAGGGGGAAUUAAAAGAGAGAGAUAUACCUUCAAUAAUUAGCAAAGAACUACUUGGUGGACCAAAGGAGGUACUUGUUCCCCAUGCCUCUCCAAGUUUGCGUUCUGUUGCAGCUGAUUCAAUUGAAGGUCGAUCAACACUACAUCAGUAUUUCAAGCUGUUUCAUGAAACUUAUGUGGAGUAUGGACACAAGGUGUACCUGGAGCUCAAGCAUCACGCACCUCAGUUGAAGAAAAUCAUUAAUGACCAACAUUCUCGUUUAGGUGAUGCACAACAGAAAAUUUUGAAAGUUGAGGAGAAAGAGGCUAUAUUACAGAAAAGGUUAGAUCAUGCUAUUCAAAUGCACAAUUCUUUGGAAGAGCGCUUGCAACAAUUAAGGAACUUACCUUGUGCUCACAAAAAACCACUGUCCAGAGCAGAGCGGCAGUUUAAAUCUGAGCUUGACCGCUUUAAGGAAGUUGAAUUGGAUGCGUUGCAUUCUUCUGUUGAUGCGCUAAGUGCAAGGUUGAGAAGGCACUUGCAAGCAUCGAAAGCUAAUCAACAACAUAAAACACCAGGGAAGAAAAUUCAUGCUGGUGACAAUCGGAUAUCCAUGCUCAAAUCAUCGCUUGAAAAACUUUCACUUGUAAAUACUGAAAAUUCGAAGAAAGUGAAACUCGUGGAGUCUACAUUGAGAAACAACGAAAGAAGCAGCAGUAGAGAAUCAAGGCCUCCUUUGCUCUAA